Messenger RNA from Sphaerodactylus townsendi, 2195 nucleotides. It is a transcript of the gene NUS1, whose product is annotated as NUS1 dehydrodolichyl diphosphate synthase subunit. Gene Ontology annotation, cellular component: endoplasmic reticulum membrane; dehydrodolichyl diphosphate synthase complex. Bases 234 to 1097 code for a protein of 287 amino acids. The transcript is spliced from 5 exons. The record is from RefSeq and is a predicted model, not a curated record. NCBI's taxonomy places the organism in Eukaryota, Metazoa, Chordata, Lepidosauria, Squamata, Sphaerodactylidae. Gene Ontology annotation, molecular function: ditrans,polycis-polyprenyl diphosphate synthase [(2E,6E)-farnesyl diphosphate specific] activity.
AUCAACCCGGAAACGACACGGAGCGGUGGCUUUUGGACCAAUGGGUGCGUUGUGCGUGGGUAAGGGGGAAAGGUCGGCACAACUAUGGAGAUGGCGGCGCCAAAGGAGGCUGCCGGACAGAUAAAACCUUGCCAGUGAGGGCGAAGCGGCGAGAUGCUGAGUGCCAGGUGCCGCGGCUGAACCACAGUUGUGACUUUCUAGCCCCUCCGGUUGCCCUCGCGCCGUCCUCUCCAAUGAGCAGCGCGUACGAGUCGCUAUGGCGUUUCCUGCACGCCCUCCUCUUUGCCCAGCGCGCGCUCCUGGCCUGGUUCCGAGAGUGGUUUGGGGGACGCGGCCGCUCGUGGCUCAGCCGGUGGCGGCGUGGCGCUGCUUCGGUGGCCGUGGCCGCCUCGCGGGCUCUGUUGGUGCCGGCGGCGGCCACGGAGUUUUUCGCUUUCCGUAAGCCGGCGGGGCGGAAGGCGCUGAGCAACCAGAGCCGGUGGCGGCGGGAUGGCAAGUCCCUGCCGAAGCUGCCGGGCCACGUGGGCCUGGUGGUGACCGAGGAGGAGCCGAGCUACGCGGACAUGGCCAGCCUGGUAGUGUGGUGCAUGGCGGUGGGCAUCUCGUAUGUCACCGUCUACGACCACGAAGGUAUUUUCAAGAGAAACAAUUCAAGAUUGAUGGAUGAAAUCCUAAAACAGCAACAGGAAUUAUUAAACCUUGACUGUUCCAAAUAUACAGUAGAAUUUGCAAAUCAAGACAAAACAGAUCAAGUUUUAAAUUGCCAACCUACAUUAAAUGUGCUAUCUCCAGAGGAUGGAAAGAUGGAUAUAGUAAAAGCAGCUCAGAAAUUUUGCCAUUUAGUAGCACAACAGCAAAGGAAAUGCACAGAUUUGGAUGUGGAUGUCUUGGAAGGUUUAUUAAGUAGUACUAAAGGCUUUCCUGACCCUGACUUAAUCCUGAAGUUUGGUCCUGUGGACAGCAUAUUAGGAUUUCUUCCUUGGCACAUCAGAGUGACAGAGAUCAUUUCUUUGCCUUCUCAUGUGAACAUCAGCUAUGAAGACUUUUUCUCUGCCCUUUGUCACUAUGCAGCCUGUGAACAGCGCUGGGGAAAAUGAUUUCUUGCUGAACAUUAUCAGGAUUUCCGAGGACCCAGUGUCUCUGUUUACAAAUACCUGUGAUAUAUAAGUCCAGUACAUAGUCCUUCUUAAUUUAUCAAAUUCAAUAAAGUGUCUUACCUUUCUAGACCUUGUGUGUGUGUAUACUCAUCAUCCUUGGAGGUGUGGGAAAAUAAUCCUUUAUUGCUGUGAGGUACGGCAAAGCAGAAAUUUGUAAGGCAGAGCUGUCUCCUUUCAGUGAUCAAAUCUUAAAUCUAAGGAGUACUUUGCAUCUAGUUAUAAAGGGACCAUUCAAAGUAGCUACAGUCAACAGGUAACCUGGACCUCAUGGGAAAAAAAGAUGGUCUAUUGUCACAGCUUCUUUCUGGACUUCCAUAAUGGAACAGCUACCUUCAAAUGUUUCUUAAAACUGCACAUCAAUUCUUCCGGCAGUUAAAUGGAGUUAAUCCUGCAGCUCAUAAUGAGCUGUAAAUCAAUAGAGCGUAUAAAAUUCAGUUAAGCAGUUCUUAGAAUGUGGAAAUGCUUUUAAAUCAUAGAUUGAUUGUAUUAUUAAGCAAGCAUUUGAACAAUUAAUGGCUUCAUCUGUUAAUUACAAUCCAUUUUUACUCCCACUGGAAAGCAGUGGCUAAAUGGGCACAUGGUGAGUUGUGUAAAGACUUUGGCAAAAAUCAGUAGAUGUUUGGUUGGAUUAUCAUAUGUAAUGGAAUCCUACAAAUUUAUGUAAUAUAAACUUUAAGACACCUUUAAGAUGAGUUUAAAGCAGGUUCUAAGGUAAUGAAACUUUUCCCCCUUUUAAAAAAAUCUUGAUUUGAUUUUGUUGAUUACACUUCAGACCCACCAUUCUGUCUUUGUUUAAACAAGUCAAUCUAUGUAUUUACUUUUCAACAAAAUGUAGUGUGAGUAUAUUCAAUUUGUAAUUUGUCUGAACAUAGCAGCAAAGGGAAAGAAAGUAUUAAGUCAAUGCACUGAAGAUUUCUAAAUUUUGGGAUUGUAAACCAUGAUGUGUAUAACUGUAUAAAUUACUGUGAUGAUUAUUCUAUGAUUGUGUGAUUGCAAUCUAUAUAACAAAUGUAAAGAAAAAUAAAAUCCAUGGACUGA